AUGGAAAAGACUCCGGCACAUCGGAAGUUGGCGAAAGUGCCUUGGCAGUCGAGUCUGUUUUGUCUGCGGCAGAGGCCGCGGCAUUGGCCCGAAACGACUUGGGCCUCUGCCAGUCGGAGCUUUCCAUGGAACCAUGCACUCGUCGUCUGGAGCACUCUGCGCAGAGAGACCAAGGACAAGGCGGACAAGGACAGAGAGUUUGCUUCCCGACAGCUGUGCCGCGCCUAUGCGCGAGACCACUGGAUUUCUGCUCUUAGCAUGCUUGCAACCAUGAAGGCUGAACGUGCUGCGCCUGACCUGGUCUCGCACAACAUAGUCAACAGUGCGGUCAGACAGCAUGGUCAGUGGCAAUGGGUGUCUCAGCUAGUGAAUGGAGUUUGGAUGUUCAGCCUGUCCCCAGAUGCUGCUACUUGCUGUGUGGCAAUUACCGCUGCUCAGUCGGGGCAACGGUGGCAGGCCGCUGCAGAAUCGUUUUCCAUCUUCUCGCGCCAAGCGUUGGUCCCCAACGUCAUCCUGUGUAACGCGUUGAUCAGUGUUUCUUCUAAAAGCAGCUCGUGGCAGCAUUCCCUCGCUGUAUCGAAAGCCAUGCAGGAGGGGCGAAUCGUGAGGGACGUUGUCGGGUACAAUUCUGUGAUAUAUGCUGCGGAUGCAGGCAAGAGGUGGCAGGCCGCACUGCAUGUGUUUUCCACACCGCCAGGUGGCAUUCUACCCAAUACCGUUUCGAAGGGCACCUGUGUGACUGCUUGCCAAAGAGCAAGGCGCUGGCAAAUGGCAUUUCACCGGGCACAGGACUGUACGAUUUCCCCCGUGGUGCAAAAUUCUGCUCUCGCUGCCUCGGUUCAGGGGAGGGCCUGGCGACAGGCUUUAAGACUACUUCAGGUCAGUCACGACGAGAACUUGGAACUAGGACUAGUAUCGUUGAAUACCAUUCUGAGCGGGUCUUCGUCGACGGCAAACUGGCUACAGUCUCUCUUGGUCUUUCACAACGUCGCGGCUGCCAAGUUUCAGCCGGACAGCAUCUCAUAUGGUUCCGUCGCGGGUGUGACCGCAGGAGGCGACUGGGAGCUGUCGCUCCAGCUCCUCACAUGGAUGGCUGCCAGAGGCCACGCCUUCAGCGUGGUGUCUCUCACCGAAGUGGCACGUGCGUGCGGGAAGAAGGGCGCAUGGAAUGCGGCCUAUUACACACUAGCUGUGCUUGCAAGAGCGCAUGUAAGACCGAAUGUGAUUACAAGCAAUGUGGCCCUGAACGUGCUGGAGACUAGAAACCUUUGGAUCGAGGCAUUGGAUUUGGCAACUACCUCCUGCAGCAAAGCUGUGCAGACAAGUGAGGUGUCGUUCGGCUCUUUGUUGGGCGCCUGUGGCAACAAUCCCGGGCGCUGGCGAAUCGCACCGCUCCUGCUUGAACGGGCACUCGUAGCAGCUUCUGCGAGCAGCAUCGUGUUCAACAUCGCCAUCUCGAGGCUGGCGGAAGUCAAAAAGUGGCCAAAUGGAGUAUCGCUUUUGCAAAAAAUGCUCGAACGCAACUUGGAGACUGACUCUUCGACUUGGACCUGCCUUGUCAGCUCUUGUGAUCAAUGGGCUACAGCUUUUACGUUCAUCGGCCCACGGCCAGAAGUUCGAGUUCCUGCCCUGAACGCCGCAAUCAGUGUUGCUGGUGGAGAUGGACGGUGGCAACGAGCCCUACCCCUUUUUCUACAAUGCCAUGCUUGGUCUUUGCAGCAAACGUCUGUCACUAUAAAUGCGGCUGUGGAUGCGAUAGCCCGAGGUGCCAAUUGGGAGCUCACAUGUUGCUUGCUGUCUCGUGCUGCGAGUCUGGCAGUGGAAGUCUCAGAUUCUGCAUUCAGUAUGGCGGUCAACGGAUGUGAGAAGGCAGUGCUGCAGCUGGCGGGUGGAAAUAGGUUGCACUUCGCUUUUCUUCCUAAGGCCGUUCCCUUCCUCAGCCUCAAUGGUGCAAGGCAUGUUCGCACCUACACGCCGUGCUUGAACGCCGUGCACGAGGCAAUCUUUGGCGAGAACAUGAGAGAUGCGGUUGGUCCCUACUGCUGCGCGCAGUUUGUGGUCCAGGACAAACAGAUCCGCGAGCGGCCGCUGGAGUUUUAUCAGCGGAUGCUGAGGCUGGUCGACGGCACGAUGGAGCACGAUCUGUGCUAUCCAGGCAAAGUCAAGCGCUCGACGCACUGCUACGGCAUGGAGUUCACGUGGCACCUCGUGUUCGGCGAGGACUACGACCCACCUUUGCGCCAGGAUGACCAGCGGCUUGCGCUGCCUUUGCGUCUCAAGUUCGGCAACGAGUUCAUCCGGAGGGACUGGAACGACGUGGUUCUCAACCCCAGCACUCCGAAGAAGAUCGUGGAAGAGAUCAACUAUGACCAAAUGACCGUCGUUGUGGCUUCUGGGUAUUUUGAUCCUCUGCACUAUGGCCACAUCGAGUACUUGCAACGAUCGCGGGACCUCGGCGACAAGCUCAUCGUCAUUGUCAACAACGACACUCAGGCGAAGGACAAGAAAGGCCAACCCUUCAUGCCUGCACGAGAGCGGGUAAAGCUCGUUCGGUCGUUGGCCUGCGUCGAUGCAGCCAUCGAAGCCAUCGAUCAGGACCAAACAGUUCGAAGAACCCUCAGAUUACUGCAUCCGGAUAUCUUCACAAACGGUGGUGAUAUCAGGAACGAGGAUGUUCCAGAGGCAGAUGUCUGCCGAGAGCUGGGUAUCAAGCUGAUAGAUGGCUUGGGAGACAAAGUACAGUCUUCGUCCUGGCUGAUCAACAAGAUCGCCAAGCCAGCAGUCAAUGGUACCUCAUCAGGCGGGUGGUGGACGGAGGUGUUUGAGUUAGAGCCUACUUUGCCUAUUUUCGGCUAUCGGCACCGCCCACCCCACCAGAAGUAA
Symbiodinium sp. CCMP2592 is the source of this 2883-nucleotide messenger RNA. The record is from the annotation of a GenBank genome assembly. Lineage: Eukaryota; Dinophyceae; Suessiales; Symbiodiniaceae.